GCUCCUCCUCCAGUGAAGCUCCUCCCACUGCAGUUCAGCAAUAAAUGCUGAAAUAUUCCCAUCAGUCUACAAGUGAAGACGAGCAUCAGAGCAUCAGGAAGAAGUGAAAUCUGCAGAGACAGAGUUUAUUGAAGGACAGAGAGAACAUGAGAGAUCCAGAACCCUGCAGAAUGAAACACACUGAAGAACAAACAGAUCUAAUGGAGAAACCACAUGUCAAAACUGGAGAAAAAACUCACUCACAGACUGAAAGAGUUUCUUUACGUCAAGAAAAGGUUCACCUGCACUCAGUGUGGAAAGAGUUUCACAAACAAACAGAAUCUCAAGAGACACAUGAGGAUCCACACUGGAGAGAAACCGUUCACAUGUGAUCAGUGCGGGAAGAAUUUCACACAAUCAUCAACCUUUAAGGAGCACAUGAACAUCCACACUGGAGAGAAACUGCAUGAAUGUGAUCAAUGUGGAAAAACUUUUUCAUGGGCUUCAAACCUGAAGGAGCACCUGAGAGUUCAUUCGAAGGAGAAACCACAUUCAUGUUCUUUCUGUGGAAAGAGUUUUUCACAUCUGCAGAGUUUAAAACUACAUCAGAAGAUACACACUGGUGUGAGAGAUCAUAUGUGCUUUGAGUGUGAGAAGACUUUUAUUACAGCUUCACAUUUGAUACGGCACCAGAGGAUCCACACUGGAGAGAAACCUUACAAGUGUUCACACUGCGACAAGAGAUUCAGUCGGUCAGGAGACCUGAAAGCACAUGAGAGGAUCCACACUGGAGAGAAACCGUAUCACUGCACUGCAUGCGGGAAGAGUUUCGCUCAUUCUUCUUCUCUACGCAUGCAUAAAAUAAACAAUCACAAUAAGUAGUUUAUCUUCAGGUCCACUGCUUUCAAUGCUACACCGCAUCUCUUCCAUAUUAAUCUGUCAUAAGAUCAUCAUCUAAAUUAGUCACAGUGAAUAAAGUUCAUCUUCAAGACCAGCAGAUAUCUGUGAGAUUCAGAUCAGUUCAAAGAUGGAGUUCCUCCCCUAAGAACAAUAUCUAAAAUUGUAUUAUUGUGUACAAUUUUUCUUUAUUAUUCUUUAUUUCUAAAUUAUAUUGUUAUGCUUCAUUACAAGUUUUGUUUUAUGUUCAAAAUGUUCUUAAAUUCAUAUCUGUAGAAGAUUUUUACAGGUUCAAAAUGUUCUUCUUCACUAAGCAUUCGUGUGUAUGAUUGUUUCAAUGUUUGGAGCCAAAAACUAAAGGAUGAAUCUGUGAGGGAAAUUAAUUAGACAUGCUGAUGCAAUUUUAAUGUUAUUUAUCAUUCUUUCUUUUUUGACAUUUAUGUUUGUCAAAUAAAAAAUAGUUUUAGUUACUUUACGUUUUUAAAUAGCCUAUAAUUGAAAAGGAUUGCUAACAAACUGUAAAGAUAAGUGUGUCAGUCAUGUCAGUGUGAGAAGUGUGUGUUUUCUUCAAUAGAGCUCUGUAUUGCUAAUGGAAAGCACUCAGACUCAGAAUAAAGUGAGAUGAUCUGCUGCUGAUCCUGAAUGACUUGUUUAAUGAGUGUUAACAGUCUGAGGCUCAUCAAUAAUAAUAGAGCUGCUGAAAAUCCUCUAGGCUAUAUUUGUUAAUAGCUCCUGUUUUCACCUCAUAUUAUGCAGAUCUCCUGUAAACUGUCAGUUAAAGUUAAUUUCAUUC
This is a messenger RNA of Onychostoma macrolepis, 1669 nucleotides long. Its product is annotated as gastrula zinc finger protein XlCGF49.1-like. The record is from RefSeq and is a predicted model, not a curated record. Lineage: Eukaryota; Metazoa; Chordata; Actinopteri; Cypriniformes; Cyprinidae. Gene Ontology annotation, biological process: regulation of transcription by RNA polymerase II. The coding region runs from base 214 to 861 and encodes 215 amino acids. Gene Ontology annotation, molecular function: RNA polymerase II cis-regulatory region sequence-specific DNA binding; DNA-binding transcription factor activity. The transcript has 2 exons.